AUGGGGACCAUGUCCACAGCAGCCUUCAUCUUGGCCUGCUUGGCUCUUGCUUCUGUUACCUCUGAGGGAGCCUUCAAGGCUUCGGGGCAGAGAGAGGUGAAGCCAGAGCGCCUCUUCCUGCACCUUCAUGAAGUAGGCUACGCAGCACCCCCUGCCCCUCCGCCUCAAACCCAGAGACUCCGCAUGGGCCACUCUGAAAUGUCUCUGCAUGACCCUCCUCUUUUUGAGGAACAGAGAGAAGUGCAGCCCCCUCUGUCUCCAGAAGACAUCCCAGUCUACGAGGAAGAGUGGCUCACUUUGCAACACCCUGGCGACAAAGCCUCACCUCUACUCCCUCUUACAGCGGACUUUCCUCUUCAAGAAGCCAAGCCCCUGCAGGAAGAGCAGCCUGACCCCCAAGUCCCUAUUGAGCAGAAGGAAAUAGACCCACCUACCCAGGAUCCAGAAGAGAUCAUCCAGUCCAGAGAGAAACAGGAGAAGCCAGCCACCUUUGGGGCCCAGCACUGCCAGCAGAGCCGGAGAGGUGUCUGGGGCCACCGGCUGGAUGGCUUCCCGCCUGGACGGCCCUCUCCAGAUAAUCUGGGUCAGAUCUGCCUUCCGGAGCGUCAGCACGUGGUAUAUGGCCCCUGGAACCUGCCACAGACUGGUUACUCCCACCUCAGUCGCCAGGGAGAGACCCUCAACUUGCUGGAGACUGGGUAUUCCCGCUGCUGCCGCUGCCGCACCCCCACAACCAGCCUAGACUGUGCAAAGCUAGUGUGGGAGAACGCAAUGACCCAGUUCUGUGAGUCCGAGUUCUCUGUCAAGACCCGACCCCACGUGUGCUGCAAACAGCGUGGGGAGGAGCGGUUCUCUUGCUUCCAGAAGGGUGCUCCUCGGCCACACUACCGGCUCCAGCCCUGCCCCAUCCACCAGACUGCCAUGUCCUCGGGGCCCCAGCUGCCUUUUCCCCCGGGCUUGCCCACACCGGACAAUGUCAAAAACAUCUGUCUCCUGAGACGCUUCCGCUCCGUGCCACGCAACCUUCCAGCUACUGACGCCAUCCAGAGGCAGCUGCAGGCUCUGACCCGGCUGGAGACAGAGUUCCAGCGCUGUUGCCGCCAGGGCCACAACCACACCUGCGCGUGGAAGGCUUGGGAGGACACCCUGGAUGGAUACUGUGACCGGGAGCUGGCCAUAAAGACCCAUCCCCACUCAUGCUGCCACUACCCUCCUAGCCCUGCCCGUGAUGAGUGCUUUGCCCGCCAAGCUCCCUAUCCCAACUAUGACCGGGAUAUCUUGACCCUUGACCUCAGCCGAGUCACCCCCAACCUCAUGGGCCAUCUCUGUGGAAAUGGAAGAGCCCUCACCAAGCAUAAACAGAUUCCUGGACUGAUCCACAAUAUGACUGUCCGCUGCUGCGAGCUGCCAUUUCCGGAGCAAGCCUGCUGUGGCGAAGAGGAGAAACAAGCCUUCAUUGAAGACCUCUGCGGUCCCAGGAGGAACUCCUGGAAAGAUCCUGCUUUGUGCUGCAGCCUGUCUCCUGGGGAUGAACAAACCAACUGUUUCAAUACUAACUACCUAAGGACCGUGGCUUUGGUGCCUGGAGACACUGGGGAUGCCGCUGUCCAGAAGGAGCAGGGCCCAACUGGGGAAACAAAUGUCAGCUCCACCCACAGGCCCAAGGAAGAGUGAGUCAGCGUGAGCCUGGAGGAUUAGAUGGGGGACUCCACCCUGCUCCACCCUCCUUGAGCGCUCAUUCCAAUAAAUGCCUCUUGGAUGUGGCA
Acomys russatus (golden spiny mouse) is the source of this 1766-nucleotide messenger RNA. RefSeq names its product extracellular matrix protein 1 (gene Ecm1). The transcript is spliced from 11 exons. Gene Ontology annotation, cellular component: extracellular region. The coding region runs from base 1 to 1674 and encodes 557 amino acids. Gene Ontology annotation, biological process: regulation of bone mineralization; signal transduction. Lineage: Eukaryota; Metazoa; Chordata; Mammalia; Rodentia; Muridae. The record is from RefSeq and is a predicted model, not a curated record.